AAAUAAUCUUCUUAUUAAAUGAGCUUUAAAAAAGGAGACUUUAGACAUGACUUUGAAGUGAUAUGUCCAUAUAAUAAGAAACAUUAAAUGCCUUUUAGUAAAUUAUGGUUUCAUAUAACUAAAGGAUGUAAAGAUAAGAGAGAGAAAGGUAUUUAAAUCAUUUAAUUUAGGUUAUAAAUAUGAUACUUGUCCAUAUAAUUGUUUACACAUCAUUCUUAAAUCCAGAAUGGCCGAUCAUGUUGCUAAAUGUAGGUCUAAUAUAUUGGAUUCAUAAAAAGCAGAAGAAGCUGAUUUAUUUUAGGAAAUGCAAUUAAUAGCUGCUUAAUAAUUUGGCCAUAAUCCUGUUCAAAAAAAUAAUUCUUAAAUUUAAUAGCAAUAAUAGAUUAAAUAAAGCUCUAAUAUUCAACAUGAAAUGCCUGAUUGGAGAAGAGCUUUUGAUUAGCAGAGUGAAAUUGAUAUGGAUGAUAUUAGGGAAAUUAAUGAAAUAAGCUAUCAAAAUUAUGAAGAUGAAUCUGAAGAUUCUUUCAAAAAUAAUUAAGGUUCCUCUAGUUUUUCCAAAAGUUUUUAGUCCUCUGCUGCAAAAGAUAAAUCAUAAAAUGGGGAUAAUGAUGGUUAUUAUUAUUGAAUAUGAUUUAACUAUAAUUAAUAUUAAUAUGAAC
Messenger RNA from Paramecium sonneborni, 659 nucleotides. The record is from the annotation of a GenBank genome assembly. NCBI's taxonomy places the organism in Eukaryota, Ciliophora, Oligohymenophorea, Peniculida, Parameciidae.